This is a messenger RNA of Labrus mixtus (cuckoo wrasse), 1712 nucleotides long. RefSeq names its product chemokine (C-C motif) receptor 9b (gene ccr9b). Bases 265 to 1386 code for a protein of 373 amino acids. Lineage: Eukaryota; Metazoa; Chordata; Actinopteri; Labriformes; Labridae. The transcript has 3 exons. Gene Ontology annotation, biological process: G protein-coupled receptor signaling pathway; chemotaxis; immune response. The record is from RefSeq and is a predicted model, not a curated record. Gene Ontology annotation, cellular component: membrane. Gene Ontology annotation, molecular function: chemokine receptor activity.
CACUAGUGACACUGAUCUAAUAUCACACAGCAGCGUUUGUUACAGUGCUGCUCAGCUGUGUAGAAGAAGAAAUAGACCUUUACAAGGCACCAGGAGUUGUGCAGUGUUUUUCAUCUGCAGAGAGAUGGAGUUGUAUGUAUCAACGCGUCAUCAUGUGGUUAAAGGGAAACCAUAUAAGCACGUGAAGAUGAGUCUGAUUGUUAACAUACCAGCUGAACUGCCAAGACAAAGAGUCUGAGAGGUUGCUCUAUACGUCUCACCACCAUGGAUUUCACAGAUGAGCCAUUUACAACUUCAAUAACCACAGAAGCUAAUUACAUUGGAACUGACACUUCUGACUACUCAGAAGAUUACGGUACAGGCCCGACCGACUUCACAGGCCUGUGUGACCGAAGCUGGGUCCGGCUGUUUCAUGGGCAGUAUGUACCCCCUCUCCUCACGAUCAUCUUCAUCCUCGGUGCCGUUGGUAACCUGAUGGUGGUUUGGAUCUACUCCACCGUGCGUCACCGCCUCAAAACCAUGACCGAUGUUUACCUGCUCAACCUGGCUGUGGCAGACCUCCUCUUCCUUUGCAUGCUGCCCUUCUGGGCCGUCGACGCCAUCAAGGGCUGGGACUUUGGCGUCUGUAUGUGCAAAAUGGUGUUCGCUGUCUACAAAAUCAACUUCUUCAGCAGCAUGUUCCUGCUCACCUGUAUUAGUGUGGACCGCUACAUUGCCAUCGUGCAAGUCAUCAAGGCGCAGAACCUGAAGAAGAAGAGGUUGUUCUACAGCAAACUUGCCUGCCUGGCUGUCUGGUUCCUCGCUAUUCUCCUGGCGCUCCCUGAGUUCAUCUUCGCCCAGGUGAGGAUGGACAAAAGAGGGCAGUCCUCCUGCUCUCUGGUCUACACGAACAACAACAACAACCAGACUAAGAUCCUGGUUCUGUCUCUGCAGAUCUGCAUGGGCUUCUUCUUUCCUCUUUUAAUCAUGGCCUUCUGUUACUCUGUCAUUAUUCACACUCUUCUGCAGGCCAGAAGCUUCGAAAAGCACAAGGCCCUACGCGUCAUUUUCGCUGUGGUGUUUGUGUUUGUCCUCUCUCAGCUGCCGUACAAUAGCCUGCUCAUAGUGCAAGCCUCGCAGGCAGCCAACACCACCAUCACUGACUGUAAAACUUACACGCAUUUUGAUGUAGCCGAGCAAGUUGCCAAGAGCCUCGCGUACACUCACGCCUGCCUGAACCCAUUCCUGUACGUGUUCAUCGGGGUUCGGUUCAGGCAAGACCUCUUCAGGCUUGUGAAGAUGUGUGCCGGUGGGAUGGGCAAAGGAGGGCACAGUAAGUUACAGGCAGUGCCCAAACGUCCUUCUGUCAUGUCGGACACAGAAACAACCCCUGCCCUUUCAAUAUAAAAGCCCAGUUCUUGCCCAUUUCACCUGAGACUGUAGCUUUCUUCAAAACUAUUUUGAUUUUGAUCCUCAUGCAUUACUUGUUACAAGCACUUCAACAGUUACAUUUUCAACUUUGAAAGGAAUAAAAAACGGUCUCCGUUAAUUACAUUCAUUACUCUGAAAUCACUGUGUAAACUGUAUUAUAUGUGUAAAUAGCAUUUUUUAAGUGUCUUUGUAUUCAAAAGUGUUCUCUCAUCUAUUUGUUGUGUUCUACUUGUACAUACAUAUAGAUCGUUGUUGUGAUUUUUUUUUUAUACAAAAAAGCAAUUAAAAAGGUAAAAUCCCAA